Messenger RNA from Rasamsonia emersonii CBS 393.64, 2052 nucleotides. RefSeq lists its product as uncharacterized. The record is from RefSeq and is a predicted model, not a curated record. Gene Ontology annotation, biological process: regulation of transcription by RNA polymerase II. Gene Ontology annotation, molecular function: oxidoreductase activity; RNA polymerase II transcription regulatory region sequence-specific DNA binding; DNA-binding transcription activator activity, RNA polymerase II-specific. Gene Ontology annotation, cellular component: nucleus. The coding region runs from base 1 to 2052 and encodes 683 amino acids. The transcript has 4 exons. NCBI's taxonomy places the organism in Eukaryota, Fungi, Ascomycota, Eurotiomycetes, Eurotiales, Trichocomaceae.
AUGCCCGUCUCGGUUGGGAUCCUCUCCAUUGGAGAUAUGGGUCUGGGGAUCGCCAGGCUAUUGCAGGCGCACGCAUAUCGCGUGCUGACAGUGGCAGCGGGCAGGAGCCAAGAUACGCUGGAUCGCAUCCGCUCCGCUGCCAUCGAAGAUCUCCCCUCGGAUCAGGACCUCGUCAUCCAAUCCGACUACAUUCUCUCGAUUGUCCCGCCGCGGGAUGCCCUCGCGACGGCCCGUCGCAUAGCCGAUGCUUGUCAGCUGCCGGAUACGACAGCUAAGAGAGCAGAAAGACUUGGCAGUAACCCCGAAGGAGCAACGGCCAAACCGUACUUUUUCGAUCUCAAUGCGACUUCACCUCGUCUGGCGCGAGAGAUCGCAUCGUUAUUCUCCAAGAGUCCGUCUGAUGGCCAGGUCCUGUGCCACUUCCUCGAUGGCGGAAUCAUCGGAGGACCCCCCGUGCAAGACGCUGCCACUCAGACGUGGAAGAAACCCAGCCUGGUCCUCUCCGGCUCGGUCGACCUCCCGCCCACGUUUGCAUCCCUUUCGGAGACGCUCAACAUGAAGCUGGUGUCGCCCAAGAUCGGCUCUGCGUCAACGCUCAAACUCACCUUUGCCGCGUUGACCAAGGGCCUGACGGCGCUGUCGAUCCUCUCCUUCUCCACGGCGCAGGCGGAGGACCUCCUGCCGGAACUACUGCAGCACCUCGACGAGUAUUCGCCGCAUACGGCGGCGCUGAGCAAGAAAGGCGUGACGGGGAUGCCGCCCAAGGCGUAUCGCUGGGUCGAGGAGAUGCGCGGAAUCGGAGAGGCGUUCGACACGGAGGGCCACUGGCACGGACUGGGCCGCAGCGUCUACGAUGCCUUUGCGGAGGUGUAUCGAACGGUCGCGGAGGAGACCAUCCUGGGGGAGGAGAAGAAGUUAGCGGCCAUCCACGAUCCGCCCAGGCAGGGCGAUGCUGCGCUGCUGCUGCCUCUGCCUGCCUGCCUGCGCGUGGCCUCGCCAGGGCCGAAUCACCGUCUGCGCUCUGCUGCCCCGUGUGCGCUUCCCCUCUCGAGCCCGUCGUGCGAUUCCGGGGUUGCAACUGGCAGGCCUGGCGACGAGCCACUGGCAACGUGGAUCGCUCGAGCAUCUGAAAAAACCGAGUCGAAUCGCAUUGCACAACCGACCCGUGCGCCGGACCAUGACAGAAAGCAGCCUGCGUCCUCGCAGUCGGCCCUCAGCUCUGCCCGGCUGCAGCACUUCAACUAUUACCUCUCGUCGUCGGCCACGGAGCGGCGCCACUAUUCGUUCGACACCGACCCCGAGGCCAGACGCUUUUCCUCCAGCACUGCUCCCAUCAUGGACUAUGACCAGACCGAGGGCCUGGGUGGUAUCUCCGUGAGCUCUUACGACAGCAUCGAAGACGACCGCAGCCCUGUCGAGCCCGCUGUGCGAGCAUAUCCUUACCACGACAAACCCGUCAACUACCCCAUGUCCGAGCAAAUGCUUCCCUACUCGGCACCACCCAUCUACCCGUCCGUCCCAUAUCAGAUCGACGAUCUCGGCCACGCCCCGGGGAACUACACCCCGUCGGACGUGUCGUCGAUCUCGCCGCCCAAUGGUCAGGUCGGCAACAACAAGUACAGCACCGUGCCGCCGGGAGACCGGAUAGCGCGCGCCCUCACGAUCGAAGAGCAGAAGCGGCUGGCCGCCGAGGAAGACAAGCGACGACGAAAUACAGCAGCCAGCGCGCGUUUCCGCGCCAAGAAGAAGCAGCGCGAGCAGGCGCUGGAGCGCACCGUGCGCGAGGCGACAGAGCUGAACGCGACGCUCGAGGCGCGUGUCGCGCAGCUGGAGAUGGAGAACCGGUGGCUGAAGAACCUGCUGACAGAGAAGAACGAGAACCUGGCGGCCCGCAUGGGGACGACGGCGCCGCCGCUGCCGCUGCCACCCGAGAACAGCGCGAUGAUGGCAAGCCAAGGCACGAACUCGAAUACUAGCACGAAUACGAGCGGCACCGGCAAUGAAAAACCCAUCCUGCCCAAACGCGACGUGGGCGUGGGGACCGACAGUUAG